This is a messenger RNA of Fusarium keratoplasticum, 984 nucleotides long. RefSeq lists its product as uncharacterized. The transcript is spliced from 5 exons. The record is from RefSeq and is a predicted model, not a curated record. The coding region runs from base 1 to 984 and encodes 327 amino acids. Gene Ontology annotation, biological process: ceramide biosynthetic process; ceramide catabolic process. NCBI's taxonomy places the organism in Eukaryota, Fungi, Ascomycota, Sordariomycetes, Hypocreales, Nectriaceae. Gene Ontology annotation, cellular component: endoplasmic reticulum membrane.
AUGGUCAACGUCCAGAGCCUGAACAGCGAGAAAUCAGCAAUGGCAACAGAAUUUUGGGGUCCGCAGACCUCUUAUCUAAACCACCCCCGAACCGUUUCUUCCCCACCGAAUCGAACACCCGAGAACUCUGACAGACCUCCUUACGAUAACCAGGACUAUGUUAUUACUCGAUAUAUUGCCGAGUUUGUCAACACACUCAGCAGUCUCGCCUACGUUGCCUAUGGGCUCUACGGCUUGUUCAGCUGCCCCCAACUUCCAACUGGCUCGCGCUUAUUCUUGUACUGCGGUUUGGUGGGAGUGGGAAUCUGCUCUGGCGGAUACCACAUGACACUGAAAUACCAUACUCAAAUGUGUAUGCACCCUUUUCUGCCCACCAGAUAUCCACCUCUUGCUGAUCAUCUUGGCUUUGAAGCCGACGAACUCUCGAUGCAUCUGUUGACCACGCCGCUCGUCUAUCGCCUGCUCACCUUCCAAGCCAGCCCCCGACGCACGAUAUCGAUAGGGCUAGUGCUUUCAUCUCUCUUCACCCUCGUCAUGAUCACGCAUAUUGUCCUGGAUGAAUUUGUUCUCCAUGCAGUCACCUUUGCCUCGGGAGUACUGAUUGUGGCAAACCGAGUACUCAAGAUCAUUUCCCAACACAUUCCUGAUCCUCACGUCAGAAGCAGUCUUCGCAACGUCUCUCUCUUUGGCUGUUUUUGUUUUGGCUUCGGAUACUUUCUCUGGCUGAUUGAUGAAUUCGCCUGUCGGUACUUGACGGAUGCGAGAAACGUUGUCGGCUUGCCCUUUGCCUUCUUCCUGGAAUUGCAUGGAUGGUGGCACAUUCUUACAGCUCUUGGAAGCUACAUAGCCGUCGCCGUCGUAGACCUAAUAACGUCGGGAGAGGAGGUCGUCGAGGAUCCUACCAAGUACAUGGCCUGGCCUGUCCCUUUCGUAGCUAGUCACAUGGCCAACUCGCGUGAUUCAGUAAAGGAAAAGGCGUCGUAG